UCCUUGCCGCCUGGGGGGAGGAGGCUGUCGCCGGGGUCAAUGCGGCAGCGGCUGCGAGGGAGGCGUAGGCGGGAGGCCCCGAUGCCGGUGCGAUCGAGGAGGACCACGGUACCGAACCGGGUCACGGCAGUGUGCAUGGAAGCGAUUCCCGCGUCCUCCAGCACCACCUCCCAAGUGCCCGGGAGCUGCUGCGCACGUAACGACCGGCACGCGCACGUAAAGAGAAGGCCAACGAGGAAGAAGAGGCCGGGGAUUCCUCCGGACUUGAUCGAAGCGAAAGCAGAGGCCACUGCCAUGGUCGCAGGGAUGAGAAUUUGGGACCCGUACCUCUGACAGACGAAGGUGAUAUCCUCAGUCAGAAGUGGGAGUGUUUUCGUGGUUCCGGGGUCCACCGUCGAGCUCCGGGUACACGCGGACGACGUCGCCCGAGUCGACGUCGUACAGGAUGGAGCGGGCGUUAGCAAAGACGAAGAGGCGGCCGUCGGGGAGGAGGUGGACGAAGGGAUAUAGGUUGUCCAUCUGGGCGUCCUCGGCUGUGGCGAGGAAGGGGAAAUUGCGGAGGGGGCGGGACGGCGGGUAGAACUCGGCAGAGGGGGCGGCGCGGCCGCCGACGAUGACGACAGAGCCGUCGGGUAAGAUCUGGUUGGUGGCGUACCAUCGACCUCAGCUUUCCGCCUCCCGAGACACACCUGCGCGGUCACCCCGCCUGCGUUGUGCUUCUCGGCCCUCGGCUUCUUCCUCCCGAGACACACCUGCGCGGUCACCCCGCCUGCGUUGCGCUCCUCGGCCCUUAGCUUUCCGCCUCCCGAGACACACCUACGCGGUCACCCCGCCUGCGUUGUGCUUCUCGGCCCUCAGCUUCUACGUCCCGAGACACACAUGCGCGGUCACCCCGCCUGCGUUGCGCUCCUCGGCCCUCAGCUUCUGCCUCCCGAGACACACCUGCGCGGUCACCCCGCCUGUGUUGUGCUCCUCGGCCCUCAGCUUUCCGCCUCCCGAGACACACCUGCGCGGUCACCCCACCUGCGUUGUGCUCCUCGGCCCUCGGCUUCUGCCUCCCGAGACACACCUGUGCGGUCACCCCGCCUGCGUUGUGCUCCUCGGCCCUCGGCUUCUGCCUCCCGAGACACACCUGCGCGGUCACCCCGCCUGUGUUGUGCUCCUCAGCCCUCGGCUUCUGCCUCUCGAGACACACCUGUGCGGUCACCCCGCCUGCGUUGUGCUCCUCGGCCCUCGGCUUCUGCCUCCCGAGACACACCUGCGCGGUCACCCCGCCUGCGUUGUGCUCCUCGGCCCUCGGCUUCUGCGUCCCGAGACACACCUGCGCGGUCACCCGGCCUGUGUUGUGCUCCUCAGCCCUCGGCUUCUGCCUCCCGAGACACACCUGCGCGGUCACCCCGCCUGCGUUGCGCACCUCGACCCUCGACUGCUCCAUUACCCCCGAGUCCAAUCCUCCUCAGCCUCCCGACUAAAUCACACGUCUCGGCCUAGUGCUGCCCGAGAUGCAUUCACGCGGUCGACCCGUCUACGGCGCGCCCCUCAGGCCCGCCUGAACAGCUCGCUUGAAGCAGAAAGCCAUGCAUCGGACUCCCUACCUGCAAAACCGACGCAUAGCUCCUUUCGGGUGGUGCAUAUGAUAGGGGUAAAAAAACUGAUUUGACAUAACACCCCGGAUUUGACGUAAUGCACCCCCACGCCGGACACCCUGUGUGGCACCUGGUUCCUGAACGAGCAUUAACGACGACAUGACGCACACCUACACCCACCAUACCCAAGCAACCUCCUCGGCUGACCCCCCGUGGCCGGUCAAGGCAAGGGAAGGCGCUGACUGACACCCCCCAUACCCUGCGGCAGCUCGGCCUUCCACGUAACUUCCACAACGACAGACGCCAUCAGAGGUACGGCCCCGCCCCGGUAGGGUGGCACGUCAGGUAACAUCAAACCCACUUAUAAAUACCCCCUGACUCCCAACAGGAAGGGGGGGGGACAAUCUCACUAAAAUACUCAUUUCUGCUUCAUUGACUUAAUUGUCGGAGGGGCCGGGCCGAGCAACCGACCCGACCUGUGUGCAGGUACUCGACCGCCACUUAAUCCACCCGACGCCACGGAGCUUUCCGGCCAGCGGCCUCCGUGGCAGCCACCGCAACCACCCAAGAGGAGCCACAUCUGAUCCCAGUCAUUUGGAGCCCUGAACUAGCCACGUCGACCCCAAGGUCACGGCUGAAAAAGUUACUUACCGUAACAACAGCUAUUAUAACUUAUCGAUCGCUUUUUGCCUUUCCAUCAUUUGGUAGAGAAAAAAACAUGAUAUGCAUGGAGACGAUUUGGAACUCACUUGAUUGGCAGCUCGGCCAUGAUCGACGAUAAGUCGAAAAGAGAUCCAUUAAAAUCUGACAGUGGUGGUCAGCUAGGAGACAAGGAGAUGACAUCAUCUGAGAGCAUCGAAUGAUCAGAAAGAAUCACCACAGAAAGAAGACGAUUCACACAUUUACACCCAGUGAUCUUUCACCCAUGCUUGUUAGUUUGUGAAUGUAGAAACAAAGUUUAUGGAAGUCUGGAAGAGAUGAGGCACUGAAGGUUACUUGGAUCCUCACACACGGGCCAUGAAGUCACUUGCGGGACUCUUGCUAUCCUCCAAUCACAUGGCAGGUGGGUGAGCGGGUGACGUAAGAGGACGUAUCUCUUCUGCAUUUGGGCUGGUCUGGCGGAAGGACCGAUCUAGUUGAGGGCCAAACCCGAGCCUAAUAUGAUCCAACCGGGUUCGAUCUGAUUCAAGAAAACGGGGGGCCCCGUCGGGUGAUCAAAAGCGUCACGUGCCACCCGAUCAGAAGAUCCAACCGUCAGAAUCGAUUUCCCGUUUCAACCAGAAUCCUUUUGUGCAUGAUGGUGAUCGGCGUCGUGCGAUCCUAAACGUCCGGUACUGUGUAAUCGUGUGAUCCGACGGUUGACAUCGUUUUGUCACUUCAAUCGCUAGAAUCGGGAAAAGGAGGGGGGAAGUUGAGGAUCGGUGAUGCCUUCUCCCUGAUUCGAGGACGGGGAGAGGGAGGAGAGAGAGAGAGAGAGAGAGAGAGAGAGAGACGUUGCGGACUCGAGGAUGUCUACGCCCGCUGAGUAAACCUCGAAUCUACUCGAUAUAUCUUCGUCAAACCCUAACUUAUUUUGGUAUAAUGUAUAGAUUUAAGAUAAUGUUAGUGGUCGAUUACGAUUUAAAUCGCCUACUACUUGAUUUUUGUCAUUCUUUAUGAUUGUAUUGUUUUUUGUUUUGGUUUGUGAGUUGAAUUGAUAUGUUCGGUCGCUGUAUUGCGUACGAAAUUAGUGGGAUUUCGUAAUUGAGCUACUGCUUAUAUAUUUUAUUUUCGUGAA
This is a messenger RNA of Musa acuminata AAA Group (dessert banana), 3363 nucleotides long. RefSeq lists its product as uncharacterized. Lineage: Eukaryota; Viridiplantae; Streptophyta; Magnoliopsida; Zingiberales; Musaceae. The transcript has 2 exons. The record is from RefSeq and is a predicted model, not a curated record. The coding region runs from base 614 to 1660 and encodes 348 amino acids.